UCUAAACCUCGCCGAGGAAGAACCCGCAACAGCUCCAGCUCCUCCACCAUUCCCAUUUCCUAUUCCUAUCCGUAUAUUCUCUCUUUCUUUGCCCUCUUCUCUCUCUAGGUUUUUUUAGAAUCAGAACUUCCCGUGUAUUUCGGCUUUUUGGAUCCUCCUUAUGCUCCCCCAGCACUGAAUCUCGUAGAGUUCGCACCGGAUAAGGACUCUUCCUUUUUGUUUAAUCAUUCGCAGGUUUGGUCAUCCAUGGUAAUCUCCACCUAAUCGAAUUCGAAUCUGUUCGGAGCUUGCUCUUCUUUCCUCUCCUCGUUCUGGAUUUGUUUAAUCAGUCACAGAUCUAAGGAAAAUUGGAAGUUCCCGCUGCUUGGCGAAGGGAAGAUCUGAGAUUCUGAACGGCUCCUUUGUUAGGCGGAGCGGAAGAGAUUUUGGCAAUGUCGGUGGCUCCGAGUUCUACCGUUCCGACUCGGAACGACUCGCUGAUGUGUGCCAAACCGUUUGUGAACCAUCAGCUGAACGCGGUGCGUCUCGGUCGGGUCGGCGUGGGGAGGGUCGGGUCGGUUCGUGGGUUUGUCCCGAGCAGGUGUAGUGUACUGGAGAAGGGAUUCUACGGGAAGCGAUUGCGCUCGGCCGGUCCUGGAAAGUUGCAUCUUUGGCGAUCCGACGGUCCCGGGCGCGCCCCGGAGCUGAGAGUGGUGGUGCGAUCCGCAUUGUCGCUGGUGCCCGAGAAACCCCUCGGACUGUACGAUCCCUCGUUUGACAAGGACUCUUGCGGGGUCGGGUUCGUCGCCGAAUUAUCCGGAGAUAGCAGCCGGAAAACGGUAACUGAUGCACUGGAGAUGUUGGUGCGGAUGGCCCACAGAGGGGCUUGUGGUUGCGAGACGAAUACUGGUGAUGGUGCAGGCAUUCUAGUUGGUAUUCCUCACGAGUUCUACAGAGAGGUUGCUAAAGAAUCGGGCUUUGAGCUACCACGUCCGGGGGAAUACGCUGUGGGCAUGUUCUUCUUGCCCACAUCCAGAAAUCGAAGAGAACAAAGCAAAAUUGUAUUUACAAAGGUUGCGGAGUCACUUGGUCAUACUGUUCUUGGCUGGCGCUCAGUUCCAACAGAUAACUCAGGGUUGGGUAAUUCUGCUUUGCAGACCGAACCUGUUACUGAGCAGGUCUUUCUUACACCGACUCCCAGGUCGAAAGCUGAUUUUGAGCAACAGCUGUACAUAUUAAGGAGGGUUUCAAUGGUAGCAAUUCGGGCUGCAUUAAACCUUCAACAUGGUGGGGUAAGGGACUUCUACAUAUGUUCUCUCUCCUCAAGGACUGUCGUCUAUAAGGGUCAGUUGAAGCCCGUCCAGUUGAAGGAAUACUAUUAUGCAGAUCUAGGCAAUGAAAGGUUUACGAGCUACAUGGCCCUGGUACAUUCUAGAUUCUCAACUAACACAUUUCCAAGUUGGGAUCGUGCUCAGCCCAUGCGUGUAUUAGGUCACAAUGGUGAAAUUAACACACUUCGGGGCAAUGUCAACUGGAUGAAGGCACGCGAAGGUCUCCUGAAAUGCAAGGAACUUGGCCUGUCAAAGGAUGAGAUGAAGAAGCUUUUGCCAAUUGUGGAUGCUAGUUCAUCUGAUUCAGGGGCUUUUGACGGUGUUCUUGAGCUUUUGGUUCGAGCUGGUAGAAGUCUUCCAGAGGCCAUCAUGAUGAUGAUUCCCGAAGCUUGGCAAAAUGAUAAGAAUAUGGAUCCUCAUCGGAAGGCCUUGUAUGAAUACUUUUCAGCCCUCAUGGAACCAUGGGAUGGGCCUGCCCUGAUAUCAUUUACUGAUGGUCGCUAUCUUGGAGCUACACUGGACCGAAAUGGAUUAAGGCCUGGUCGGUUUUAUGUCACACACAGUGGAAGAGUUAUAAUGGCAAGUGAAGUCGGAGUAGUUGAUAUUCCACCUGAAGAUGUAUGUAGGAAAGGACGACUUAAUCCUGGCAUGAUGCUUCUGGUAGACUUUGAUAAGCAUGUUGUUGUAGAUGAUGAAGCACUGAAGCAGCAGUAUUCCCUUGCAAGACCAUAUGGGGAGUGGCUGGAAAGACAGAAGAUAGAGCUGAAAGACAUAGUAGAAUCUGUUAGCAAUUCUGAGAGAGUUCCUCCAACCAUAGCAGGUGUUAUACCAGCAUCUCAUGAUGAUCAUGACAUGGAAAAUGUGGGUAUUCAUGGUUUAUUGGCUCCUUUAAAGGCUUUUGGUUAUACUGUGGAGUCCUUGGAAAUGCUGCUACUGCCAAUGGCAAAGGAUGGGGUUGAGGCCCUUGGUUCAAUGGGAAAUGAUGCUCCCUUAGCUGUGAUGUCAGACAGGGAGAAGCUCACUUUUGAGUAUUUUAAGCAGAUGUUCGCUCAAGUUACAAACCCACCUAUUGAUCCUAUCAGGGAGAAGAUAGUCACCUCCAUGGAGUGCAUGAUUGGUCCAGAAGGCGAUCUCACAGAGACCACUGAAGCACAAUGCCAUCGGUUGUCCCUAAAAGGCCCCCUUUUAUCCACUGAAGAAAUGGAAGCAAUUAAAAAGAUGAACUACAGGGGCUGGCGCAGCAAAGUUCUUGACAUAACAUAUUCUAGAGAUCGUGGCGGGAAAGGGUUGGAGGAGACCUUGGAUAGGAUAUGUUCUGAAGCCCAUCGUGCAAUUAAGGAGGGUUAUACGGUACUAGUUCUUUCUGACAGAGGCUUUUCGCCAAAACGUGUGGCUAUAAGCUCCCUUUUGGCUGUUGGUGCCGUCCACCAUCAUCUAGUUAAAAAGCUUGAACGAACUCGAAUAGGCUUGGUUGUUGAAUCUGCCGAGCCCCGUGAAGUGCAUCACUUCUGUACACUUGUUGGGUUUGGUGCUGAUGCUAUAUGUCCGUAUUUAGCCAUAGAGGCCAUCUGGAGACUGCAGGUUGAUGGAAAAAUUCCACCCAAAGCAAGUGGUGAGUUCCUCUCCAAGGAUGAGCUGGUCAAGAAGUACUUCAAAGCUAGCAACUAUGGAAUGAUGAAGGUUCUUGCCAAAAUGGGGAUCUCUACUUUGGCCUCAUACAAGGGUGCUCAGAUCUUUGAGGCUGUGGGCCUUUCAUCAGAAGUGAUGGAUAGGUGCUUUGCUGGAACCCCAAGUAGAGUUGAGGGUGCAACUUUUGAAGUGCUUGCCCAUGAUGCACUUCACUUGCAUGAACUGGCAUUUCCUACCCGGGCCUUCCCUACUGGAAGUGCAGAGGCUGUAUCAUUGCCCAAUCCUGGGGAUUAUCACUGGAGGAAAGGUGGUGAGAUCCACCUGAAUGACCCCCUUGCUAUUGCUAAGCUGCAAGAGGCUGCCAGAGGUAAUAGUGUUGCUGCCUAUAAGGAGUACUCCAAGAGGAUACAAGAAUUGAAUAAAACCUGCAAUCUCCGUGGGCUAUUAAAAUUCAAAGAGGCAGAGGUGAAGGUUCCUUUAGAUGAAGUGGAACCGGCCAGCGAGAUUGUGAAACGUUUUUGUACAGGUGCCAUGAGUUAUGGAUCGAUUUCCUUGGAGGCACACACAACUCUUGCCAUUGCUAUGAACAAGAUUGGGGGAAAGUCCAAUACAGGUGAGGGAGGUGAGCAGCCAUCUCGCAUGGAACCCCUUCCAGAUGGUUCAAUGAAUCCAAAAAGGAGUGCUAUCAAGCAGGUUGCAAGUGGAAGAUUUGGAGUUUCAAGUUAUUACCUAACAAAUGCAGAUGAAUUACAGAUAAAAAUGGCUCAGGGGGCCAAGCCAGGUGAAGGUGGUGAACUUCCUGGUCACAAGGUUAUUGGAGAUAUUGCUGUCACUAGGAAUUCAACUCAAGGCGUGGGGCUAAUCAGCCCACCUCCCCACCAUGAUAUCUAUUCAAUUGAAGACCUUGCUCAAUUGAUUCAUGAUCUUAAGAAUGCCAAUCCAGGUGCUCGAAUUAGUGUGAAGUUGGUAUCUGAAGCUGGUGUGGGUGUGAUUGCCAGUGGGGUUGUGAAGGGGCAUGCUGAUCAUGUAUUGAUCUCUGGUCAUGAUGGGGGUACUGGUGCUUCCCGAUGGACUGGCAUCAAGAAUGCUGGCCUCCCAUGGGAACUUGGUCUUGCAGAAACUCACCAAACUCUAGUUGCCAAUGACCUUCGUGGUCGAACAGUCCUCCAGACGGAUGGCCAACUCAAAACUGGAAGAGAUGUAGCUAUUGCUGCACUCCUUGGUGCAGAGGAGUUUGGUUUCAGUACAGCUCCUCUUAUUACACUUGGAUGCAUAAUGAUGCGGAAAUGUCACAAGAACACUUGUCCAGUUGGCAUUGCUACCCAAGAUCCUGUACUUAGAGAGAAAUUUGCUGGAGAACCUGAGCAUGUAAUAAACUUUUUCUUCAUGCUAGCAGAGGAGGUGAGAGAAAUAAUGUCUCAACUUGGAUUUCGGACAAUCAAUGAAAUGGUCGGUCGGUCAGAUAUGCUUGAACUGGAUAAAGACGUUACAAAGAAUAAUGAGAAGCUAAAGAACAUUGAUCUCUCCCUAUUACUCAGACCUGCUGCUGAUAUACGGCCAGAAGCUGCCCAGUAUUGUGUACAGAAACAAGAUCAUGGUUUGGACAUGGCUUUGGAUCAAAAACUUGUAUCUAUGUCCAAAGCUGCUCUAGAAAAGUGUCUUCCAGUGUACAUUGAAACACCAAUUUCUAAUAUCAAUCGCGCUGUUGGAACAAUGCUUAGCCAUGAAGUGACCAAGCGCUAUCACAUGACAGGGCUUCCAGCUGAUACAUUAUAUAUCAAACUCAAUGGAAGUGCAGGCCAGAGCCUUGGGGCUUUCCUCUGCCCUGGCAUUACACUAGAGCUUGAAGGGGACAGCAAUGACUAUGUUGGUAAAGGACUUUCAGGAGGGAAGAUUGUUGUUUAUCCCCCAAGAGGAAGCAAAUUUGAUCCGAAGGAAAACAUUGUGAUUGGCAAUGUGGCACUUUAUGGAGCAACAAGUGGGGAGGCAUACUUUAAUGGAAUGGCAGCAGAAAGAUUUUGUGUUCGUAAUUCUGGGGCUAAAGCUGUUGUAGAAGGUGUUGGUGAUCAUGGGUGUGAGUACAUGACCGGUGGGACUGUUGUUGUGCUUGGAAAAACUGGGAGGAAUUUUGCAGCAGGCAUGAGUGGUGGCAUUGCCUAUGUUCUUGAUGUGGAUGGCAAGUUCCAAUCCCGGUGCAAUAUUGAGCUGGUAGAUCUUGAUAAAGUUGAAGAAGAAGAAGAUAUUAUGACACUCAGGACGCUCAUACAACAGCAUCAGCGCCACACAAAUAGUCAAUUAGCCAGAGGUGUGCUUGCUGAUUUUGAGAAUAUUUUACCAAGAUUUCUGAAGGUGGUCCCUAGAGAUUAUAAGCGGGUAUUGGCUAAGAUGAAAGAAGAUGAAAUCACCAAGGAGGCUGAAUCAAGGGCUGCUCGAGAAGCUGCUGAACUAGAGGAGGCAGAAUUGAUGGAGAAAGAUGCUUUUGAAGAACUCAAGAAAUUGGCAUCCUUGUCUUCUGAUGGGAAUGGCCAUCAGAAAGUUGAGGAAGUUGAACCAUUGAAAAGGCCAACUCAAGUUCCUGAUGCUGUGAAGCAUAGAGGAUUUGUUGCUUAUGAGCGUGAGAGCAUCUCAUACAGGGAUCCUAAUGUUCGGAUGAAUGACUGGAAGGAAGUCAUGGAAGAAGUCAAACCCAGUGCCCUUCUGAAGACACAAUCUGCUCGCUGUAUGGACUGUGGUACUCCCUUCUGCCAUCAAGAGAACUCAGGAUGUCCUCUUGGGAAUAAGAUACCUGAAUUCAACGAGUUAGUUUACCAAAAUAGAUGGCGUGAAGCAUUAGAUCGUCUUCUGGAGACUAAUAACUUCCCGGAGUUUACUGGUCGGGUAUGCCCUGCACCUUGUGAGGGUUCUUGUGUUCUUGGUAUUAUUGAGAAUCCUGUAUCGAUAAAAAGCAUUGAAUGUUCCAUCAUUGAUAAGGCUUUUGAGGAAGGGUGGAUGGUGCCACGACCUCCCCAAAGAAGAACUGGGAAAAAAGUUGCUAUUGUUGGGAGUGGACCUUCUGGCUUGGCUGCUGCUGAUCAGUUGAAUAAAAUGGGUCACUCUGUGACAGUUUUUGAGCGUGCUGACCGGAUUGGGGGCCUCAUGAUGUAUGGAGUUCCCAACAUGAAGGCUGAUAAAGUAGAUAUAGUUCAACGACGGGUUGACCUUAUGGUUAAGGAGGGAGUCAAUUUCGUGGUUAAUGCCAAUAUUGGAAACGAUCCCCCUUAUUCCCUAGAUCGGCUUCGUGAGGAGAAUGAUGCAAUUAUUUUGGCUGUAGGAGCAACAAAACCAAGGGAGCUACCAGUACCUGGGAGGGAGCUCUCAGGGAUCCAUUUUGCCAUGGAGUUUCUACAUGCAAAUACCAAAAGUUUGCUUGAUAGCAAUCUCCAGAAUGGUAAAUACAUCUCUGCCAAGGGCAAGAAGGUAGUGGUUAUUGGUGGAGGUGACACUGGUACGGACUGCAUAGGAACAUCAUUACGACAUGGUUGCAGUAGCAUUGUAAAUCUGGAGCUUCUCCCUGAGCCUCCACGAACCAGGGCUCCAGGCAACCCUUGGCCACAGUGGCCUCGCGUAUUCCGUGUGGAUUAUGGGCACCAGGAAGCUUCUGCCAAGUUUGGCAAAGACCCGAGGUCUUAUGAGGUAUUAACGAAGAGGUUUGUGGGAGAUGAGAAUGGGGUUGUGAAAGGACUUGAAGUUGUACGCGUCCAAUGGGAGAAGGAUGCCAGUGGAAGGUUUCAAUUUAAAGAAGUUGAAGGCUCUGCGGAGAUGAUUGAAGCUGACUUAGUCCUGCUAGCUAUGGGCUUCUUAGGCCCUGAAUCGACGCUAGCAGACAAACUGGGCUUGGAGCGAGACAACCGGUCAAACUUCAAGGCAGAGUAUGGCCGCUUCUCAACCAGUGUGGAGGGUGUCUUUGCUGCAGGGGACUGUCGGCGCGGUCAGUCUCUGGUGGUGUGGGCCAUCUCAGAAGGUCGGCUAGCUGCUGCUCAGGUCGACAAGUUUCUCAUGAAAGAAGAGAAAGGCCACGUGAGCAACCUAGGAAGACAAGACGAUGUUGUCCAGAGGCAGCAGGGCAGCAGCAAACAGACAGUGAUGACGUAGUUACUGUUGUUUUGGCUUCGCAUAUAGGGUCAGGUACAAAGAACUAAGUUAAUUUACUUGUAGGAAGCUGCUUUCAGUUCAAUCCUCUAAGCAAGAUGCCCAAAAUCAAACACGCAAGUUGAGAGGGAAUAGGGAACUCAAAACAAGAACAAAGGUGCAUUUUCAGGAUUGGUUUGUGAUUUCUGUUCGUUCGUUCUUUGUUUAUAGUCUUCCUUUCCGUUGUUUGGAAGGUGGCUCGUGGCCGUUAAAAGGAAUAAUGUACAGUUUGUUCUUUGUUUGAUCUUUUAAUGGAAAUUAAUGCACGGGGAAUUUUAUCAGAAA
Diospyros lotus (date-plum) is the source of this 7391-nucleotide messenger RNA. Its product is annotated as glutamate synthase 1 [NADH], chloroplastic. Gene Ontology annotation, molecular function: FMN binding; flavin adenine dinucleotide binding; glutamate synthase (NADH) activity. The record is from RefSeq and is a predicted model, not a curated record. Lineage: Eukaryota; Viridiplantae; Streptophyta; Magnoliopsida; Ericales; Ebenaceae.